AUGCUCUCCCCCGGCCCUUCCACGGCACCUUCGGGCCUUUCCAAACCCUCUUCCCCAACCAUAUCUUCACCAAUUCAGGCAACUCUCAAUCCACAAACCUCUCCUCUUCCUCUUAGUCCUCCUUCUACCUUGACUUCUACUCCAACCUUCCCAUUGGUUGAUAUCUCUGACAACCCAUCUCCUGACCCUGCCUCCCAUCCGCUUCCAACUUCACCCCCAAUCUCAUGUGUACAACAUUCCUCACCUCAACUUGACUCCAAACCAUCCCCACCUCCCCCCCAGAAACUCAUGCCUCCUCAGGUCCCAAAGCCACCCCUCCCAGCACAACUCCCCUCGGCUCUUUCUAAGAGCUCCUCCUCAGCCAUGCCUAGACCACCUCCACCUCCUGCCGUUAGACCCUCAUCUCCACCUCAACCCAGACCACCACCACCAAUAGUCCCAAAACCACCAGUCCCCACAUCUCCAGUGAGCAAGCUCCAUAAACCUAUUCCUCCUGCUAUCAGCAUCCUGGAGAAACUGAUUAAGACAUGUCCAGUGUGGCUUCAACUGGGAAUGAAGCAGGACAGAGCCAUGCAUAUACUGAGCAAGGAGUUUCCUGGGAUCUUUUUAGUCAGGAGGGAUGCAAGUCAAAAAACGAUGGUACUUGCAGUAUGCCUUCCUGACCAGCUGGGGGAGCCGCAUGUCAAAGAACUGCCUAUAAAGGAAGAAAAGUCCUUGCUGUACCUUGAAGGGUCUGUGCUGGUGUUUGAGAAUAUUUUUAAACUUAUUGCUUUCUACUGUGUUAGCCGGGACAUCCUCCCUUUUCCUCUGAAGUUACCUCAGGUCAUUCAAAAGGUAGCAAAAUACGAGGACAUGGAGGUAAUCUCUUCACUAGGCUCAGAGUUCUGGAACUCAGCUCUGAAUUGUCAUGAGGAAGUGGAAAACGUUGCUGGUAGCUGUGGUGCAUUGGAUAAGCAGGGACAAAGCAGCUCCUGUGAAAUUCAGCUUUCCAUUGGCAGUGACCGGCUUUGGCAUGUCAACCCAAUUUUCAUUGAAGAAUGCAGCAACAGCUUAGCACCCACCUCUUCUACCCCUGUUUUGAGAACCCAUAGUCUCAACACACCAGUCCAGGCUCCGCCCAAAUAUAAAAGGCCACCCCCACUACGUCCUCGUCCACCCAGUGCACCUGAGUGUUCUCAACACUAUGCAUUAGCCACACCUUCAAAAGGGGAGUUCAAGGCAGUUCUCAGUUCUCCACCCCCUUCAGGCCAGAAAGGGGAAGGAAGUGACUGUGAGCAUGCAGACAGAGAACAAGAGAGACAGCGAACUCCUGCCCUAAGCACUGAGUGUGAAAAACCCACUGUCUUACAGCCAGCUCAGGGCAAAGAAGGAAAACGGCUUUCUAAUACGGCUUCACAUCAAGUUCCUCCAAUACCAAUCCGAAGGAGUCUAUCUGAAAAACAAGCUUCAGAGGAACCAACGCAGCAGCAAGUCCACCGCAGCACCUCCACAGAAGCAGAGGGCAAUAUUCUGCAAGUCCCUGUAGCAUCCAUCAUUUGCCUAGAUGACAGUAUGGAAGAAAGGGACAAGCCUAUGGACUCAGAGACUCCGCAAGUUCAGGAAGUGCUAGUGGAAGAAUCUAAGGUAGCAAAUGGAGCUUCAGUGGUGACUCGAGAGGUAGUACCUCAACCGAAGAAGACUAAUGUUCCAGUUGCGCCUCCCAGGAAGAAAAGAUUCUCUCAGAAUCUGACCGGACAUGUCUCCCAAAGCUUUGUAAACUCACUUAGACCAAUCCCACAGGAGUCCGUUCUUCCUUUAAACUCAAGCAGCCCCAGUCCCAUCCGCCACUCGCUCUGCAUCAAUGCUGGUCAUCCCAAAGUCUCGGAUGUUUCACUGUACUCUCCUGAUGGUGGAGCACCACCAGACCAUGACUCCUACUCAACCAGCAGCACAGAGGAGGAGAUAGAUACCAAUGUGGCGACAGGUAUUGUCAUCAAGAGGACCCCAACAAUUAUGUUAGACCGUGCCAAGCAACGACUUUCAAUGGUGUCUAUGGCAAACCUCUCCAAUGUCCUCACAGGCUUCAUGAACGCUGACCGUAAGUUGCAGAAGCGCAUUGUUGAACUUUCCCGGGAUGGAAACACAUACUUUGGGAACCUUGUUAAGGAUUAUCGAGCUUUCACUUUGGACACCAUGCGGAAACACACCUCCAGCACAGAGAUGCUCCAAGAGAUCAGGCAGAUGAUAACCCAACUGAAAAGCUAUCUGAUCCAGAGUGCAGAGCUGCAAAAUCUACAGGAAGCAGCUGGUUAUUCCGAUGAGAAACUGGAGAUCAUUACUGAAGCAGCACUUUCCAAAAGUGUCCUGAAACCCUUACGAGAUGCAGUGUAUAACGGACUGAAGGAUAUCCACUCCCGUACAGGAAAUUUGAAGAAACUAAAAGAAAACCAGCAAGUGGUCCAGGGGACGACCACCACAGACCUGGGGGUCAACACCAGUGUUCCUGAAAUGGCCGUUAUGGACAAAAUUCAAACAAAGCUUGGUAACAUGCACCAAGAAUAUUUGCCUCAGAAGAAGAUCGACUUGCUCCUCAAGACCUGCAAAAUCAUCUAUGAUUCCAUGUCUGUGGGCUGUCCAGGAAAGGCUUACGGGGCUGAUGACUUCUUGCCUGUGCUGAUGUAUGUUUUGGCACGCUGUAACAUCAGCGCACUGCUGCUGGAUGUGGAGUACAUGAUGGAGCUAAUGGAUCCGGCACUGCAGCUCGGAGAGGGUUCGUAUUAUCUUACCACCACUUAUGGAGCUCUGGAGCAUAUAAAAAAUUUUGAUAAACAAGCUGUGACCAGACAGCUGAGUUUAGAGGUCCAAGACUCCAUCCACCGCUGGGAGCGCCGCCGCACCUUAAACAAAGCCAGAGCUUCACGCUCCUCUCUACAGGACUUCAUUAACGUGUCCUUCCUGGAGGCUGGAUCCAACACCAAGACCUUGGGAUUGCGUCCCAACACUACCGCUCAGGACCUGUGCAAUCAGUGUGCGGAGAAGUUUGAGGUGUUGGAUCCUGAGUCUUAUUGCCUUAUCAUGCUUGUGGAUGGCCAUUACAUGCCUUUGGCUCCUGAGGAGUAUCCUCUCACGAUCAAGUCCACUUUGCACCACAGUGAGCCACGUAAGGAAUAUUAUUUUGUCUACCGCCUCGGUCGCUGGCCUGAACAAGAGUCUGUGGACCAGACACCAUCAACAGCAGCACCUGAAGAGAGUAUGAUAUGAACUUUUGUAUGUGUGUGUGCCAGUUAUAGUUAUACAGUUAUAGUAAAAUCCCCACAUCAGCACUGCUCAGAGUGCAUUUGGUCUGACUCUAAAUAGUGUCAAAGUAACUCUGAAGCAGAGUUCAAGUUGAUGAGUUAAUUUAGUGAUUAAUUAAGUGCUGAUUGAGCAUUAAUGAUGAACACUUGCUGUAAACAAGCAGAAUCACUGAAGAAAAGAGAAACAUGAACUAUUAGGGAUGGGCGAAUCAAUCCUGAAGUAUCGAUACUCAAAUAAAAAAUAUCGAUACUAAGGUGUUUUUAUUAAACAAAACACAAUGCCUACAAUAUCCUUUAAAUUGGACAAAAAACCCAUGUUAGCAAAACUAUUUUGGAAGGGAUUUUCCUGCUCAUCUGAACACACGCAAAUGUUGCAAGUCAGAAUCAAUCAAUUACAGAGAGCGUUCACUCACUUCUGACAGUGCAUUUAAAUAGAGCUGCAUUUAUUUAAAUUUGAAAGUUAAAGUUCAUAUUGCUCAUGUUCAAUUGUCUAUUGUUAAUAUAAAUCAUACACUCUUCGAAUUAAAAGGUUGCAACAGCAGUUGCAACAUGCAACAGCUUAUUACUGGCAGUCCCUUAUGAAACAUUGAACAUAAAGUGAACAUAGUUUAACUAUAGUAUUUGUAGAUAUCCUUGGUUAACACUACAGUAAUCACAUUUUAACCAUAUGUAAACAAAAAUAUAACCUAAUAAGUUGCAAUUAAGGCAUAUUGAAUGUUAAAAUGCAUUUCAAAUAUAAAGUUAAAUAGAUAUCAUUACCCAUUGUACUCAUAAUAAUCAAAUACAUUUCUAAUCUAAACAUUCAGUUUAGAAGCAUCGUAUUGUUAUCAAUAUCGAUGAUACUGGCCAUUAAAUGUAUUGAUAUCGUAUCGAAAACAAAAUAUGUGGUAUAGCCCAUCCGUAAGAACUACUACUGACUUCAGCCACAACCUUAGAUGAAAUCAUCUAAAAUAAAAGACAUUACACACUUCUAAAUAUUAAUUCCACAAACAAUAUCACCAUCUUCUCUCGUUUCUAACCAGUUUUACCAUAUUUCUGACAGACAUCUGCAGAAGAUCUUUUUGAGAAUUAACAGAGGUUCAAAUGUUUGUUUUAUUGGUCAAAAAAUAUACCACCAUCAUGGAGAUCAGUGUUUGCUGUAGUUGGACACUUAACCUUUUUAGAAUUUCUAAAUUAUUCGCUUCUAAGCAGUUAUAAUAGUGUUUCGCUGAAAGCACUUGCAUGUUAUUGAAUCAAAAGUUUCAAUUAGCCUACACUUUCUGCUUAUAAGGCAUCUGAAUAAUCACCACAAAGUGGUUUCUCUUUCUCUUUGGGUGAUUGACUGAGAUUCAUUGACUACUAAACAUAGAAAAAACGUGUUGUUAAACAUGUUGCACUGUAAUGCAUCAAAGAUAAAGAGCUUCAGUUCAGGCUUUUAGACAUGAAUACUUAUCAUUCAAUCCCCAAGAGUGGUGACAAUAAUUAUUUAUACUGCAGAGCAUGAUGGGAGUUUUGUACUAUGGUGAUACCCUCCAUGCAAUGGACUGUGAAGCGUUUUGUUGAUUGUCACCAAUUUUGAGACACAUAUGCUGAUCCUUGAUGUCUGUGUGUGUCUAUAAAAUACAGUAGUUCAAAAAACUUUAUGCACAACGUGGCUUUAAAAUCAUUCAUGAUAACUGUUUAUUGCAACAUGUUCUCAUAGUGUUGUUUCAAAGGGUUAGUUGCGCUAAACAUAAAUGAAAAACAAAUAUAUGGUAAGCUACUUUGGAUGUAAUCAGGUCAGUUUCUCGAGGAGUAUCUCAUCAAAUAGAAGCAGCUACUAUGUACUCAAUGUAAAGCAUUGACCUCACUGUUUUAAAACAUCAUAUGCAUUGUUGCAGAGAAAAAUCUAAUACAGAAAGUCAAGGGUCAUGAGCCCAACUAAAUCAAACACUGAUCCCCAUGAGGGUGUCAUCGUUUUUUAACCAAUAAAACAACAACAUUUAUAUAUCUGAUAAUUCUCAAUAAGAGCUUCUCUAGAUGUCUGACAGAUAUAAAAUCAGUCUGGUUAGUAAUGUGUGAAGCUACUGAUGCUGUUUGUUGAGUUGUUUAAUGCUCAGUUUCCCACUUAUGAAGUCAUGAUUAAGAGCUUGUUGUAUUCAAGUGCUUUAAAGGUGGAAAGAAUAAAAUGUAGCAUCCCAUUGGUUAACUAUCACAAUCAUUCACUGUGCUACACAUGCAGUUUGCUGACAAUUCUGGAAUUUCGGUCAAAUACAUGCUUAUUUCACUGCUAUACAAUAUGCUUCAAAUGAUCUUUCAUAUCUAGACGAUAAAUACACUACUUGAGCGACAAGACAAAGGGUGUAGUGUAGUUGUUGAUGAGAACAGCACUGACAGCAGCAAUGGUUGUCCCCUCCACCAUGUUUAAAGAUUAUGACCCGCCCAACUCUGAAACUCCGGUAUAAAAUUAUUUUCAAAUUUCCCAGUAGUAAAUACGACUUGAGAGGCAUUCAAGUCUAAUUUAUGAUUAGUAAAUCGUAUUUACGCUAAUUCCGACACCAUGUAAACCACCUCUGCUGAGAUCUUAAGAAAUUUAAUGUCUUUUAUUUCAGUUGAUUUCAUCUGCAGCUGUGGCUCAAGUCAGUUCUUGUGUUUCUCUUUUCUUCAGUGAUUCUGCUUGUUAACAGCAGGUGUUCAUCAUUAAUGUUCGAUCAGCACUUAAUCACUUAAUUAUCUCAUUAACUUUAACUCUGCUUAAGUGUUAUUUUAGAACUAUUUUGUCCAUGUCCACACGUACACAGGUAUUUUUAUACACAGUGUUUUUCCUUCUUCUAUUUAAAAAAAUAAUAAUUCUGUCCACAUGAAAACUCAAAAGCAUGCUAUGAAAAACUGUCAAGAGCAUGCCAAGCCAACAGGUGGUGAUAUAAUCUCAACCGUAAAGCCAGUCAGAAGCCUGAAAAACUUCCAGUAGGCAGGUAUAACAGUGGCUUAUAAAGCUGGCUGGCAUUUGCUUUAAAACGUGCUGGAAAGGACCAGGACUGGAAUUUUGAAUCUGAAUAUUUUUCUCCUAAAAAAGCCUGACAUGAGGAGCCUGCAUUAUUGAAAAUAAAUAAAUGAAAAAAAAAAAGAAUAUCUGCACACACACAACAGAUACAUCCUUCACCUUAGUAAGCCUCUAUUUGUUCCCAAGCGCUAUACAGACCUUGAAAGUUUCAUGAUUUACAGAUGAAACUUUAUCUUUCCAACAAUGCAAAUCUUUUCACAUCUCAGGGCUCAGCAAACUGUGACUCAUACCCCUGUUCCGGUGCUUAUUUCUUCAUUUAUAAGUUUCUUAAAGCAAUGCAUAUUUACAGACCUUAAUUGGUUAUGCACCUGCAUUGCUCUCACAUCAUAUAUGGCCAUACAGAUAUGCUCGCUGUGUUGUAUUUUAUGAAUUUUUUAGUUUACUGUUGUUGUUUUUUAUAUCACAACAUAUACAAUAGUUUAGGCAUAAGCUCUGGUUUUGAGGCAAAUUAUUUUAAGCAGCAUGAAUGCAUAUGUAUCACACAAUGACUGUUUCAGUGAGCACAGCACUUGUCAAACCAAAGAUUGGUGUUUUUAUAUUAAAAAUGUAUACUGCUAAUAAAUACUUUUAUAUC
Molecule: messenger RNA, 6871 nt
Organism: Carassius auratus (goldfish)
Lineage: Eukaryota; Metazoa; Chordata; Actinopteri; Cypriniformes; Cyprinidae
Product: ras and Rab interactor 3-like
Exons: 9
Coding region: 1-3240 (1079 amino acids)
Biological process (GO): signal transduction; vesicle-mediated transport
Cellular component (GO): endocytic vesicle; cytosol
Molecular function (GO): guanyl-nucleotide exchange factor activity; small GTPase binding
Source: RefSeq, a predicted model, not a curated record